AAGGGCAAGGGAUUUUGUUUGGAAUCCAAAAGCCUCUUCUUCCGCCUCCUUCCCGGUCUCCUCCUGCAGUCCUGCGGCGCUUCUCUUCUUCGGCAAAUCUUCUCGAUCUCCUCCUCCGUCCGUCCAGUAAUAUCAUCAUGAGUGAUCAACAACAAGAUACCAAGAAAAAAGGAGGAUAUGAGCAAUGGACAACCAAAGAAAGUGAUGUACUCUUAGAGCUCAUGGUAGAUGCCACUACUCGGGGAUGGCGUGAUAAUAGUGGUAUUUUUUCUAAGCAAAUAGUGGAAGAGCGGAUACUUCCUGAGCUGAAUAAAAGACUUGGGUGUAACAAGAACUAUCUCAAUUACCAAAGCAGAUUGAAAUGGUUUAAAAAUAAAUGGAACGCUUAUUCAGAGCUUAUGCGUUUUAGCUCUGGUUUUGGGUUUGACUCUACUACAAAGAUGUUCACUGCCACUGAUGAAGUAUGGGCGGAUUACUUCAAGGCUCAUCCAAAGCAUAGCAACAAAUUACGCUAUGGAAAAUUUCAGGAUUAUGAGGACUUGGAAAUCGCAAUUGGUAAUGGUGUAGCUGUUGGAAAAAACUCAAUUGAGUUAGGUAGUACAACCGAUGCAAGAACAUUAGGCGCGGAAGAAGGGAGAGAUGUGCAUAUAGAUGGCUUUGAUUAUGACUUGGAAAAUGAUGCAUUCAUAAGCCAACCUCAAAGUGACCCACCUUUUUCCUCCACAUCAACGCUCUUAUCUCCUAAAUGUCAUGAGAUUCCCAUGCAAAAAAUAACACAAACCAAAAGAAAUAGAAGUACAUAUGAAGGAAGUGGUGUCUUGGAAACGCUAGACGAAAUAUCUACAAGUUUCAAAAGAAUCUAUAGUCUGCUAGAGAAAAGAGAAAGAGAGAGAGAAUAUACAAUUUGGGAUGCCAUCAAGGAUACGCCGGGCUUAGAUGAGGAUACCCAGUUUAAGGCAAUUGAGUUGCUUGAUAACAAAGGAAAAAAAGAUGUCUUUUUGAAGAUGUCACCUGAAGAACGGUUAAAGUGGAUACACCACAAGAUGAGAGGAUAAAAUGAGAACAUAUAUUAGGAUGAAUGAAAGGAUUAUGUGACU
Cuscuta campestris is the source of this 1097-nucleotide messenger RNA. The record is from the annotation of a GenBank genome assembly. Lineage: Eukaryota; Viridiplantae; Streptophyta; Magnoliopsida; Solanales; Convolvulaceae.